CAACUCUAGUAGUCACGCACUUGCAGGACUUCAGGAGUCCUGAAGAGCGGAGUCUGGGCAAUCCUCACCAGCAUACCCUUUCUUUUUAACUCACCUGGGUGCGAUAAGCAGGUGUGGGCUUGCCUUCCCAAUUCUUGCUUUAUCACUGGUGUAGAUCAGCUGAUUGGAGAGCCAGAGCUUGGUCAACACUGGGACCUUUUAUCACAGCCUUUGCUUAGCACGCCUUUUCCUCAACCACUAGUGACGGUAAUAUUUGCGGAAAAGGGAUCAAAACAGGACUGAGAGGAAAACGAAUGAGGAUUCGCAAGAAGUUGGUUGUAAAUUCUCUGGAAAAACUCGACAGGCAUCCUCAUUUCUGCUGCACACCCAGCAAAGGGAGUGUCACAUGUGAGUGUGCCUAUGCCAGCGCGUGAGCAUGCAAGUAACUUCAUCAGGACAGCAACAAACCCGGGAACCUCUUAACCCCUUGGUCAGGCCCUGGCUCUAAGAUGGUGCGACUCAGCUGGCGCGUGCUAACAACUGGAGAUAACAACACUCAGGGGCACACAUGGUCGUGAACAACAACCGCUGAUUUGCUGAGACUGAAAAGAACCGUAGGGUAAUUUGGAAACCUCUCUCCACCCUGUCAUGCACCACUGAGGAACAUAACAGAAAAAGGGGACUGUGCACAGAGAAGUGUGCGCCGCGGAAGGGCGGUGAUUUUCCUGAUUGCUGGAUUGCUUAAUUACCCCUUUGGGUUUGGGAAUCACGCCUGGAGUUUUAAGGCACAAAGGAGGACAAGAAAGGAGAAGAUGAUUUAAGUUUUUGCGGCAGAGAGAUGAAGUGAAGGAGGAGGCUGUGUGGGUCAGAGUCAUGAUGUGGAAGUGCGCUAAGCAAAUGGAAAGCAAAGCGGGAUAUGGCUGAAUGUCCUGCUGGAACUAAUUCAGUGCUUAUUGUUGAAUCUGAAGAGUCUGAAACAGUUUAGUAAGUGUGAAUAUCUGGACAACCCACCGACCUAAAGAUUUACGGCUGGGGAUUUAUUUAUUUUUUUGCUCAGUUUUAAAGAAGACCUCUCUGAGGGACAAUGAGAGGAGACAGGAGAUCCGCAUCAUUCCGAAAGGAGAAACCGGCGGGCCUUUCCCGGGCUCUCAGCUGGCUCAACGUGUCCAACCUCUCCCGCCAGAGCAGACGCGUCUUCCAGAGCCAAAACGAGCUCAACGUGGUUCACAGCCGCCACCCGUACUCUCAGUCUCACAGUCACCUUCACACCUCAGACGGAGACGAGCGUGAGGACGACGAUAACUGGGUGUACCGGCCUCAACACAAAAUAGCGGUGUCUAACCUGGAUGAGGAGAGCAAGUGGACGGUUCACUACACAGCUCCGUGGCACCAGCAGGAGAACGUCUUCCUACCGGGAAGCAGGCCGCCCUGCGUAGAAGACCUCCACCGCCAGGCCAAAGUCAACCUCAAAACUGCCCUGCGAGAAUGUGACAAGUUGAGGAAAGAUGGUUUCCGGAGCUCCCAGUACUACUCUCAGGGUCCCACCUUCUCUGACCCCAUUCAGUCCACCAGCAGCCUGCAGGAUGACGGGGAUGAUGAAAAUGAUAAGAAGUCCACCGCUUCAUCGCUGGAGGAUGACAAAUCUCAGCUCUCCAUGAGGUCUCAGACGCCACAGGGCAUGGGCGAAGGAGGGGAGGGGUCCGACCCUGACGGACAGGUGGUAUGGAACAAGGCUGCCCUCCUCCCCACCCCAGAGGAGAAGAUGAGGCGGGCAGCUCAGGCCGUACCCACAGACAUAGUUGCCAUCAAUGUCACAGCAAAAGGACACGGCGGAGAUCUCCGGCCACAUUCUAUGUUCCUCCCUGGACAGUACUCCACACUUGGCCGUACUGGGAGUGUCAACUCAACUCUCCGACGUUCGGUGACCAGAGACUCGAGCUGUCAGACAGAAGAAGUAAAGAUCGUGCCCCCGUCCAUGAGAAGAAUUCGAGCACAGAGAGGACAGGGAAUCGCUGCUCAGAUGGCUGGCAUAUCCGCUUCCUCUUCAACAGGAAGUAUAUCCAUCUCCAGCAGCAACAGCUCUGGAAUACUGAUGCUGCCGCAGCAUUUUAAUGGAGACCCGUCGCGUUUUCACAGUCUGCCCCGACAGGGCGCAAGAGUGUCCCUCAGUGCCGAUCCCAUCUAUAGCAGCACGCCCAUCAAGUCAGAGGAACAUCUGCAGAGGCAAAUUGGAAAGCUUCAGGUCGACGAUACUGUGGUACACAUGAGAAACGCCCCGAGGACAGGAACUUUGCCCAGGCCCAAGUCCCAGGAGUUGAAGGGGACACUGUCCAGUGAGUGGGGCGGGGGUCCGGCAUGUGUGGUUUCCCCUCAUGCUGCUUAUUCCACCUCGUUCAUCCCCAAUGCCACCAUGUCCAGUUCUGCUGAGGUUAUUACCCUUAACACCUCGAGCCAGCUCACCCAGUCCCCGGUCUCAGCUUACCCCGCAGCUCGAGCGCUCAGUCUGGCUUCCCCAACUAAUGCUGACCCGCUGAUCUCUAGUCCAGCAGCCUUCACCCACAGCUCCACCUGCCCUGCCUUGGCCACGUCUACUCCUACUCACACAGCACAGGAUAGUGGCCUGAAAGUCAGAGCACCUGCCAGUGAGUCAGGUCACUCUGACAGUAGCACCCACAGCCACAGCACCUUGGCCCCCACUCCACCAUCUUGUCUGCCGGAGGAGAACUGGAUCUACGACACACCAGAAAACGUGGUGGCUCCACACCGCACUCUGACCUCCAGUUGCUCCACUCCAAUCAACCAGCUCUAUGGCAGCCUGGAUCAGUCCUCUAGGACCACUACUGAUUCCAGCUCUCUUUACUCCCAGGACAAUGAUGGAUACUACACCUCUAUGCACCUGGACUCAGGCCUGCGCUCGCGCAGUCACGGUAGCGGGCACGGGGUGGCAGCUGGCCGGGCCACCAGACACAGCAUGUACGAGUGCCGCGAGAUGGCCAAUCAGGAGGACUCUGGAAGCCUGUACAGUGACCGCUCGCUGUCACGCAGCAUCUCCCUACGCAAAUCCAAGAAGCCUCCCCUGCCACCAGCUCGCACGGAUUCUCUCAGACGCAAGCCAGCUGCAAAAAUGCCCCCCGGAGGCGUUAGCGCCAUCAACGGUGCUAAUGGGGAAAGGGGUACGACACUUAAUGAAACUCUAAUUGCAAGCUUGCAGCAGAGCCUGCAGAUGGGGUUGAGAGGAGGGAAGGGAAAGGGUGCGUCGCCAUCAUCAACCUCUCACAGCCCAAGCAGCGAUUAUGAUGACCCUUGGGUCCUCAGGCCGCGCAGUCACAGCAGCAUCAGUGCAGGCAGCUCCGCAGCAUCACUAGCAGCUAACGCAAACUGCGGCGGCGUGUCUAGUGUGUACUCUCUAUGCCAUGUGACACCUGCCCACAGUGACACCAGCAGCCUGCGCUCUGACUACGCCGACUCUUGGGGCUACUACAUGGACUACCCUCGUAACAACUCGGACCAGGGGGAGCAGACACCCCCAGCCCAUGCCGCAGAUAACAUGUCAGUCGGCGUUCACCCAGGAGUCUUACAGAAUGGAGGAGGGAUUCACAAAAGUCAGAUCCCUGGAGCUCCAGGUCAGGAGCGAGAGGUGUCGGCGAAGCCCAAAGCUUCCACCUCCUCCCCAGACCGGGUGCAUAGACUCACCUCGCCAUCUAGUGGCUACUCCAGCCAGUCCAACACUCCCACAGCUGGAACCCCAGUGCCCGCCUUCGCCAGGUCCAUGUCUCCCUCGGGCGGCCGGCCAAAACCCAAAGUCCCCGAGAGGAAGUCCUCUCUCCUCUCAUCAGUUUCCAUGUCCUCCUCUUCUACCUCCCUUUCCUCCAACACUUCAGACUCACUUAAGAGCAACGGUCCUCCUCCUCCACCACCACCUCUCCUCUUCUCCUCCUCCUCAACUCCCAACACCCCUCUCAGCCCACCUCCACCCUUCCCUCCCCCUCUACCACCAAGCUCUAGCACAGCUUCCCUGACUCCUCCACCAGCUCCCCCAUUGCCAACCACUCCCCAGGGAGGUUCUCUAAGCCUGAACUCUACUUGCUCCACCUCCCCGGAAUUCCCUCCACCUCCAUCCCCCGAGAUGCUGAUUCACCCGAGUUCAUCUCCCAAUGGGAGCUUCAGUCCCCCUCCUCCUCCACCACCCCCACCUCCUCCUCCUCCUCUGCUGGCUACUGUUACAGCUUCCUCCUCCCCAUCUUUUAAGAAGGCACUAAAUGAUGCUCCUAAAGAAGCUCCUUCUAACAGUCCCACAAACUCACCUAAGCCCCUCAUCACACCAUUUGCACUUCAGAGCGUUCAGCUUCGUUCAGUCAAGCGACCAGAGAAGGAGAUCACAGAUGACAACAAAGCUGAGAAAACAGGGAUGGACCUCCUUCAGGGGCUAAAGCCUCUGAGCCUGGAUAGCUGUUACUCUCAGGAGCAUCCCACUGUCUUACCCCUUUUGAACAGCUCUCUGGAAGCGGAUUCCCAUUAUUCCUCACCAUCGCCUGUGUCAAAGCUCCUGGAAGAGUUGUCACUGGAUGACAGCAUCACAGAGGACUCACCGGACAUUGCCAUCGUAAAUGGAAAAGCUGAUGAUGAGAGUUACACACUUGUGAAUGGGAAUGAAAAAGAGGAGGCACUAGCAUUGCCCAGUCCCGCACAGAGCCACGAAAGCUCUCCCAUCAAGCAGAAGGCCCCACCCCCAGCAGUCUCCAAGAAGCCCAAAUUUUCCCUUGUCCCACCAGUAAGCCCCCAAACAAUAAAUAAACUGUUUCCAUCUCAGCAGGAAGAGACUAACAUCCCCCAAACAGAAGACCAAGUAGAUUCUCCGCGAAGACAAACAAAAGAAGAGGUGAAAGAGGGGGACGGUGAGCAUCAGGAGGAGAGAGAAGACACUUUAGAGCAUUUAGCAGAGCGCAAAGGAGCAUUCACUGAAACCCGAUACGAGUCUUGUAUCACUACAUCUGUUAGCAAGGAGACGAGUAAUGCCUCUGGGCUUUAUACCAACGGAGAGGCUGAUGAAGAAGAGGAAGAGGACUGUGAUGGGACGAGCAGCACCACAGGGUCCAUCAGCUCCAAGGACGACGAGGCAGGUGACGUCUUUGAAUCCAGUACGGCCGAGUCGUCUCCAGCCCCGUCAGCAAACGGGGCGUCCGAGAAGAGCAUGGUAACCCCGACUCCCACGCGACCCCGAACCACAGAGGACCUCUUCGCCGCCAUUCACAGGUCAAAGCGCAAGGUCCUGGGUCGCAAGGAGUCCGAGGAAGACAAGACCCGGCCUGGGAGCCACUCGCAAUCUCCACCCACCACCCCGACGAGCCUGUCUCCAGGGAUGACGUCGUCGUUGCCCCGUCAGUCGGGAUCCAUCCAGCGCAAUCUCCGCAAGUCCUCAACCAGCAGCGACACCUUCAAGGCACUUCUCCUGAAAAAGGGAAGCCGCUCUGAGACCAGUUUCAGGAUGUCUGCUGCCGAAAUGCUUCGUUCCACUGACCCACGCUCCCAGCGAACGCGCUCCGAAUCGGCGCUGGACUCCCCCACUGCUUCUCCCUCCUCACCGAUGGCCCUGCACAGCCCGGCCGGUUCCCCGGGCCGGGGUAAGAGGGCAGCUGACGAGCGGGGCCGUUAUGAUGUCUUUACCCUGUCCUCGCCGACUUCGUCGCCCUUUUCAAUGGGCGGAUUUAAGUACGGGCGCUCUCGGACGCCGCCCUCAGCUGCCAGCAGCAAGUACAACGCCCGCAGCCGAAUCCUCAGCAGCCCGAUGACAGUAAUCUGCGAGCGGGACGGGGAACUGGCUGAGAGCGAGUACGGAGACACGGCAGAAAGUCUGUCUCAGCCAGCAGCUCAGGCUGUCCCUGUGCUCAAAGACUCCAAUGGCACUUUAUCCGAAGAAAGCAGAAGUUAAAAGAGCAGGAGCCGCCCCUUAGCUUUGGGGAGCUGAACUUAUUCGUUGUAACCAGGCAGGGAGCUGGAAGAGGAGCCCAACACAAGGCCCUCUAGAGACACCUUCCUGAGCUCCACCCCCGCCCCUCUGAGGGAGUGGACAUGUCUGGUCCUGAUGCGGGACCUGGAUGCAGCUCCAUCACGGACCGGACAGAGCGCAGUCUGAAGCAGAGAAGUGGACCUGCUCCAGCUUUUUAAGACUGCCAUGAUUCUCAUUCUUUCCUUCGUUUGGUGAUUCACCUUUUUUUGUUCAAAGAAUAGUGUUUCUUUUAGACCUGGUGUUCCUAGUUUUGUUUGCCUUUUUUUUUUUUUUUUUUUCUAACUUCAUCCCGCAGGAGUCCUUUUAGUUUCACCAAAGGACUAAAAGUUAAGAUGGCAAACUUAAGUGAAUUGAAGGAAUGGAGAAGUCACUGACUGUUCGCUUAACUUUGCUGCUGUGGUGCUACGUAGCUAGGAGAGAGUGGAAUGUAAAAGUGUGCGGGAGGCUCGCCUGUUUUCAGUUUCUGCUUUUCCUCUGCUGGCUGUGGGAAGUGUUUGAGAGCACCGUGGCUUGCAAGUGUCGGCUUCAAACAGCCAAUCAAUAUGUGGAACGGGCGCGAGGACGUGGUACAGCAGGUGGCUCCGCGGUACAACUUCACCUACGGUUACCACUCUUUGAUCGGUGGUUUUAGUUUGCAGAGCUGGUGUGUUCAGGGGUCCAUAGGAAGUGCAGAGGGCUCAGUGCUGCCACCUAGUGACAGGGAACAGUGUGGAAAAAUUGUUGGGGGAUACGAAGGUUCAACCAAAACAUCAAAAUUACUCUCUGAAAAGGCUCAUAAAAGUUAGUUUGUAGAAUUUGCACUGUGCACAGUUUUUUUUUCUUGGUGAAUUAAAAAAAAAUGUUUUAAUAAACCAAUUACAUCAUGUCAUGUCACGUGUUUGGAAGUUAAGUAAGAAAUGAUAACAUUAGAGUAAAAGAAUAUUUUAUUAUCUUUUAGUGAUCGUGUGGGUUACCAAAGAGCUUGAAAAAUGAAACGGAGUUGGACGUGACAGCAAUCCGAUAGUCUGACACCCCCGUGCAUACGCUCCGAGAAGAUCCACCAGACCCUGUGGGGGCAGAUUUCUAAAUAAUUUCUAUAAUGCUGUUGACCUUUCUGUUUAUCCUUUUGCAGUUUUAUAUGGUUCUAUAUGUAAAUAAAUAGAGAAUUGAGUUUUAAGUCACACUUGACCUAUUUUCAAAGACUUUGUACAUUUUUUUUAGAACCCUCUGUUUGCUGAAAGGGAGUGGUUUCCUUUUUCGUAGAUUAUUUAUUUUCACAUAGGAGGGCGUCGGUAUGGUUUAACUGGUCAGAGUCAGCUGACGGGUGGUUGAGGCACAGGAAAGAGAGGUUAGGGGUUAACCAGAGAAAUCAAAAAGCCACAUUUAGCUGGCUGACCCCAGCGAGCCGUUAUUCUGUUAAAGACGCAUCAAAAAGAUUAUAUCAAUUUUAACCAGCCUUUAAUCUGAAGUCAUGCCACACUGGUGCUCACGGCUGAAUAAACGUGGUGACAGUCGUGAGACUUCAUAACCUCCUAACAGCCAUAACAGCCUGUGUGUUAAUCACCUGUGACCAAAUAAUGUGUCUCCCAGAGCCCACCAGGCUGUGAUUGAGCGCUCCUGAAAGCAUCUGUGCUUGUGAAAAGACAGAGAGGACAGAAGAAGUAGUGGGAGUGGAGCUGAAGGCAGGCUGCUAACGCUCUCGUGUAUGUCUGUGUAAUAAAAACAAGGUGAUAUUUAAAGAA
Maylandia zebra (zebra mbuna) is the source of this 7707-nucleotide messenger RNA. RefSeq names its product NHS-like 1b (gene nhsl1b). NCBI's taxonomy places the organism in Eukaryota, Metazoa, Chordata, Actinopteri, Cichliformes, Cichlidae. The record is from RefSeq and is a predicted model, not a curated record. Gene Ontology annotation, biological process: cell differentiation.